Messenger RNA from Nicotiana attenuata, 2589 nucleotides. RefSeq lists its product as uncharacterized. The record is from RefSeq and is a predicted model, not a curated record. Lineage: Eukaryota; Viridiplantae; Streptophyta; Magnoliopsida; Solanales; Solanaceae. Gene Ontology annotation, biological process: signal transduction; regulation of transcription by RNA polymerase II. The transcript has 12 exons. Gene Ontology annotation, molecular function: RNA polymerase II cis-regulatory region sequence-specific DNA binding; DNA-binding transcription factor activity, RNA polymerase II-specific. The coding region runs from base 189 to 2267 and encodes 692 amino acids.
AAGACUAGAACCUGAACUGCCGAUUGACACUACCAACCGUUAUUUAACAGCCGUCAAGAAAACACCAUUUCCCCUAGAACUGCUUCAACAGAUAGUGGCGAAUAUAACAACUGCUUCGUUGGGAUUUUGGACUUGUUGGUAUUCUUUUCAUUAUUUUUUGUUUUUUCAAGAAAGCUGAAAAGGGAAUUAUGGGUAUUCAAGAUUAUGGCUUUUUGGAAGAUCUUCAAGUGGAAUUCAAAGAUUAUGAUGCCACAAAUGGGAUUUUUCUAUGCUUCUGGUUUUACUUGAACAAGGCCUCAACUUUACCCUCCACAAUUCUUCUGCAGAAUCAUUCAGAUGUCACAUCCCAUGCUCCUUUCCUGUUACUUGAUGAGAAGAAGAGACUUUUACUUUAUCCUUUACUAACUUCGUGGAGGGAAGAUGUGUAUGCAACUUCAGAAAGUGAAUUUCCUACGAAGAAAUGGGUUCAUGUUGGAUGUGAGGUCACAAAAAAUCUUUUGCGCCUCUACCUUGAUGGGGAGAUUGUAGGCGAGAAGUCUUUGACGUCCUCACUCAAUAAUGAUUCAGUAUCAGACAGUUCUGAAAUAUCGUUUCCUUGCAUUAGUGGAAAGGGUUCUCAGCUGGAUGGUUAUGUGUACAGUGCAGAGCUCUUGCCAGUAGUAUCAUCUAUCAAAAAUCACUAUGUUAAGGACCCUCCAGUACAACUAUCUAUCGAUAGUUCAAGCGCGUAUGAAAUUGAAGAAGACACUGAUGGUGUUUGGAGUAUUGUUGGUGGAAAGGCCUCCUGCCGGAGAAACUUUUCUUUAGAUGUAACACUGAUGGGUAACUUUAGUCGCCCCAUAACCGAAGAAGUGGAGGUUGUUGCUUCGCUUGUGUACGCCGAUGACGGAGCACCAGUUGAGAAGCCAGUUGAUGAUGAGGCACCUCUUCUUACAAAUUAUGAUGGAAUUGAAUAUGCUUCUUCUGAUAGACCAAGCAAAGUAAUUAGUGGACGUGCUUCCUUUAAGCUCAAGAUAUCUCAGCUUUCAUCCAAGUGUGAUAACAGGCUCUUCUGCAUUAGGUUUGAGAUUCCAAAAAUGGGUAAUUAUCCUUUCCUUGAGGUAUUCUCCAGACCAAUCCGGUGCAUUUCUCGGAAUCGUAAUACUAGGGCGGCCUCUCUAAUGUUGAGGAAAUCAUCUUUGGGAAUCCAUUUACUAAAUGGAUCUCAAUCUCCUAUAUUGGAGGAUGGAUCUUCUGAUCUGCCCUGUAUUGUACGUGAAGCAAAACAAAGUCCUUCAUCAAAGCGGGUCAAAUUAGGACAAGAGAAACUAUGUGCAAAUUUUAAGGAUGAUUUUGUGCUGCAGCAAGCUAAUGGUGAAUCAAAAUCUCAUUCCUGGAUCUCUGAGGAUAACAAUGCAUAUCCGAAUUCUUUGGUGGCAAGACCAGUAAGCCAUGGUGGGGCACAAAAUUUCUCCUCUGAUUCAGAGAACAGUGAAACCACAAACUCUGGUAUUGAUGACUUUCCAAGUAACAGAGAUCCAAUCUCAGAUGUGGAUGUUUUUAAAUACUGUCUCGGUGACCCGAAUGAGAGGCGUCUUCUUCUCAAGGAAAUGGCAAUGAGUGCUAAAGAAGAAGAACUUGCAACCUUUGCGGAGAGAGUUUCUUUAUUCUCUGGAUGUUCACACCACAGGCAUCAAAUAUCAAUUUCAAAGAGGCUGAUAGAAGAGGGAAUCAAAUGUUGGAAUUUCAUAUCCGAUGACAACCACCAUGUCCUUUGGGAGAAUUUGGUGUCUGGGCUUCAAGAGCAUUUCCUGAAGAUGACAUUUGGCCGUACCAGAUCUCUAACUCAUCAGGAUUUUGACCUCCUGAGGAGAGUCUCUGGUUGUCAAGAUCUAGUUUCUCAAGACAAUUUCGAAAAGUUGUGGUGUUGGCUGUAUCCAAUAGCUUUUACGUUGUCACAGCAGUGUAUUACUUCAUUGUGGGGUUCUGCACCACCCGUGUGGAUUGAAGGGUUCAUUACCAAGGAAGAAGCAGAAUCUUCACUUAGAGGUCAAGACCCAGGUACUUUUAUACUGCGGUUUCCCACAUCAAGGAGCUGGCCCCACCCUGACUCUGGUAAUCUGGUCGCCACGUAUGUCGGAAGUGACUAUACCAUUCACCACAGACUUGUGUCCCUCGACUUCAUUUACAGUUCUGGCGGCAAGGGUAUGACGAUAAAGCCAAUUCAAGAUAUGCUGCUUGAACAGCCUGAGCUCGGGCGACUCGGGAGGAUUGUGAGAAGCCAGUAGGUUACUCAAAGAUUUGCAGUUUUAUAGCCAUAUCAGAGAGAUGAACGGACCUGUUACUAACAAGCAAGGGAGAAUGAAAAGGGAUUUCAAAGAAGAAGAAAAAAGAAGAUAAACUAAGAGGGGAAACAAUGGGGUCUAGCCUUUGUAUAUAUGAAUGUCUGAGCAAUUUGUUAAUGUAUAUCCUGUGGAUUUCUGAUGAUAUUAAUACGCGAUUGCAUAUAGAUAGUAUUGAUUUAUGCUCUUAACAAAAUGCGGUUAAUAUUUAUAAUCAGAAUUUUUGGAGCAAGAAUGAAUGCAGUGGAGAUGGAACUCUUUAUGUUGA